Molecule: messenger RNA, 786 nt
Organism: Colias croceus (clouded yellow)
Lineage: Eukaryota; Metazoa; Arthropoda; Insecta; Lepidoptera; Pieridae
Product: trypsin, alkaline C-like
Exons: 4
Coding region: 1-786 (261 amino acids)
Biological process (GO): proteolysis
Molecular function (GO): serine-type endopeptidase activity
Source: RefSeq, a predicted model, not a curated record
AUGAAGGUGCUGUACUUGCCUCUGAUGGGUGUGCUGCUCCUAGCAGCAAUUUCUCAAUGUACUCCAAAUACUCGUAUCGUCGGUGGUGAGAACACUGUCAUCGAGAGGUAUCCAUCUUUAGUACAAGUUGAACAUUUCAUCCCGUUCUAUGGAGCGUGGAAUCAAAAUUGCGCGGGAAACAUCUUAUCUUCUCGCUGGAUUCUUUCUGCUGCACAUUGCUUCCCUAUACAGAACAGUACGGAUUACGCUCGUAUUCGAGCUGGCUCCAGUUUCCGUGAGUUCGGUGGCAGCGUGCACUACAUAGACAUUAUCCGCAUCCACCCCAACUACACCAAACCCGCACCCCACGACGCGGACAUUAGCGUCAUUAGAGUUCGCACUCCCUUCGUGUACUCCCCGUCUAUAAGACCUGGAGUUAUCGCCAGGCAGGGAUAUUUCUUGCCAGACAAUUCCCCCGCUACCAUCGCCGGAUGGGGAGCCCUUUAUUUCGGCGUGCCGUCAUCAUUCAUGCUCCAAAAUGUAAUUCUUCAAUCGAUACCUAGAGAAGUCUGCGCGAACCUUUAUCAAGCGAACAACAUGACCAUCACUGAGAACAUGUUCUGUGUCAAUGAUUGGAACUGGGGCUGGCGCAACGCUUGCCAUGGGGACGCUGGCGGCGCCUUCUACAACCGCAACAUUAUCGUCGGCGUGGCUUCCUAUACCCAGGGCUGCGGGAAUCCCAUGUUCCCUACCAUCAGCACGUCUGUCGGUGCUUUCUCUGAUUGGAUUAUCACGAACGCCCGAUAG